GGCCCGUGAUUGGCUGAGACAUGGCGGAGCGCCCACAGGCUUUCAGGGCAACACUUGGGAGAGUGCGGGGAGUUUAGUGUAAAAAGUGUUAAAACUCGGUGUUUUCGGGGCUGUUUUCGCGCCGGGAGCAGCUUUAGAAUUUCAUGGAGGAUUUGGGAGGAGUUUUGAGAAGGAAAAGCGGUAAAAUGUGAAGGUUUGGUGAAGUUUCGCGGCCGUGUGUUUCUUUCUAUACGGCGCAGUGCUGGGGAACAAACAUGGCCUCUGGAGUUGGUGGAACUGUGAGAUGGAGAGCUGCUGCUGGGCUCUGGGUCUCCAGGCUUCAGUGUGUGUUCUAGACUCUGGUGAAGGAAGCUUCUGGAGGAGGAGGAGGAGAAGGGUUUGGGGCUGAAGCGAGGAGCGGCGAGACUGGAGGAGAUAUGGAUCAGAAACAGAAGGAGCUGAUGGAGGAGUGGAACCACAGGCUGGUGGAGGGAGAGCAGGUCGUGGAUAGAGGGUCUACAUACAGUGUGCUUUCUGCCAUGCCGUCAGACUCGGAGAGCAGCAGCUCCCUCAGCAGCCUCGCAUCAUCGCCCCCUCCUGCCCAUGUGGAGAAGCGCAUGGUGAGUGAGAAGCUGGACGCUGUGGUUCUGCAGUUGAGGCAGGUGACCCGCGAGAGAGAUGAUCUGCGCAAACGACUCGCCCUCUCAUCACCUGGAACCACCUUCGACGACUGCAGGCCCAGUGCAAAAUCGGCUCAUGAUUACGAGCGUCUGAAGCUGCAGUGUAUGAAGGCCAUGGCUGAUCUGCAGGCUCUACAGAACCAGCACACCCAGACCCUGAAGAAGUGCGAGGAGGCCAUGAAGGAGGCAGACUUCUACCAUACUCUGCAUGGGCGUGUGUUGGAGGAGCAGACCAGUUUGAGGGCGGAGCUUGAUGCAGUUCGGCAGGAUUACUCUCAGCUUCUCUCAGCUUCUGCACACCUGCGAUCACCUGCGGUACUGAGGGAGAGCAGCUCAUCUGAUGUAGUAAAUAAGCUGUAUGACGCUGCGAUGGAGAAGCUGGAGGCUCUGAGAAAGGAGUACGACGCUCUGCAGAAACGCUACAGCGAGAAAACGGCCUGCCAGAGCGCAGACGCAGGCCGACUGGAGCAGCUGGAGACAGAGAACCGCAGACUGCAGAAACAGCUGGAUACACUCCUCAAACAGAGAGACACCAACACACACCCACAGCAGUACCCAGUCAGGAGGAUGGAGGUAGUCCAGCAGGACCUCGGUAAGCUGAAUGCGGAGAACAGUGACCUGCAGAGGGAGGCGGAGCGUCUGCAGGCGGAGGUGACCCGCUAUAAGAGCAUCCAGCUGAGGGCGGUGCAGGACGCGGAGCGCCUGCGGGAGGAGCGCGACUCCGUACUGAACGAGUACAGGCUGAUCAUGAGUGAGAGAGAUCAGGUGAUUAAGGAGGUGGAGAGGCUGCAGACCGGGAUGGAGGCAGCCGAGGCCAAGCUGAAGAACACGUCCAGCGAGAGGCGGGUUGCUACCGAGGAGCUGGAGGCACUACGACAGGAGUUGGGUUUGGCUCUGCUGGACCGGGACCGGGCGAUGUGUGAGCGGGCGGAGCUGCUGGAGCGAUACAGUCAUGAAGUUCAGGAUAAGGCGGAGACUCAGAAGGAGCUGUCCCAGGCCUGUAAAGACAUCGAGACGGCCCGAGAGGAGCGAGACGUCGCCCGCAAGGAAAGAACAGAGGCCAUCAUACAGCGAGACCAGCUGCUGUGCGAAUACUACCAGGCCAGACAGAAGCAGGACAGUGCGACUGUGGAUAUGGAGCGAGUGUCGAAGGAGAUCGAGGUGUUGAGGAAGCAGUGUGAGGCAGUGACUCAGGAGCUGAAGGAGGCGGUGCAGGAGGCCGAGGUGGCUAAGUGCCGGAGAGACUGGGCCUUUAAAGAGAGGGACAAGAUCGUUGCUGAGAGAGAGAGCAUUCGUACGUUGUGUGAUAAUCUGAGGAGAGAGAGAGACCGGGCGGUGAGUGAUUUGGCGGACGCUCUGCGUAACCUGGACGACAUGAGGAAACGGAAGAACGAGUUAUCCCGAGAACUCAAGGAGCUGAAGGAACGUUUGGAGGAAGAACAGGAUAAGGAAGCUCGGUACCAGCAGCUGAUGGCUCACAACUCUCACGAUUCAGCCAUCGAUACAGACUCUCUGGAGUGGGAGACGGAGGUGGUGGAGUUUGAGAGGGACAGGGAGGACAUGGAUUUGAAGGCUCUGGGAUUUGAUGUGGCCGAGGGAGUGAAUGAUCCAUACUUACCAGGGGAUUGUGGGAUUUUUGUUACUAAGGUGGACAAAGGAAGUGUGGCAGAGGGCAGGUUACGGGUGAAUGAUUGGUUAUUGAAGAUAAAUGAUGUGGACUUGGUGAAUAAAGACAAGAAGCAGGUGCUGAAGGCGGUGUUAAGUGGGGGCGGAGUUAUAAACAUGGUGGUCAGAAGGAGGCGGUCUCUUGGAGGGAGAAUAAUCACACCUGUCCAUCUCAAUCUCACUGGGAAUAAAGACAGUGGAGUUGUGCUGGAGAGUGGUGUGUACGUGGCCUCCAUCACCCCUGGCAGUCCUGCAGCGAGAGAGGCGUCUCUGUGUCCUGGAGACAGACUGCUUGCUAUUAAUGGAAUAGCUGUGGAUAAUAAGACUCUGAGUGAGUGUGAGGCUCUGCUGAGGAACUGCAGAGAGGCUUUGUCUCUCUCCGUCAUGAAGUUCUUCCCUCACAGUGUGUGUGGUCUCAGUCUGAACGAAAGCGUACGAGAGUGUGAGCAUGGUUCUAAUGGGAAAGGGACCCCUCUGGAGGUGCACACCCGGAACUGCAGGAGCCAGCCACUCACCAGUGGCAGCUCAGCCCAGAGCGAUGUUUACUGCAGCCAGCGGGGAACACCACCAUGCCCCACAGAACCUUACCAUGAACUCUGCUACCAGCGGCCGGACCCCUCCAAACGCCCCCUCACCUUUCACCCCAUAGCAGCCGGUGACGGCAUCAGCGUAGAAGCGGUGCUGGAAAAGGGAAUCGCACCUCAGAAGCACAGCGGCGGCACCUGGCCGAAGGUAAUGGCGGGAGCCGUGGUAGCACCAGAGAACGCUCCGCCUCUUUCCAUCUUCAAGACCCCAAAGAAACGCAAGUCUAUUUUUGACGCGGACAUUUUUAAGCGUCCGGAAACGCCCUCGAAGCUGGAAUACGUUUCUCUAGCUCAUGCCCUAAAACACACUGGCUCCAGACCAGAGGGGGCGCUGCAGAGCCCCCCAGAGCCGCCCAAGCGCAGCGACUCUUUUAAGUUCAAACACAAACAGCAAGGAAGCUCCGCCUCCGAUUCUACCAUCACCACCAGCACGCCUCCUGCCACGCCCGGAGGGAGGGGUGAGCAGGGGGGCGAAGGAUUCGACCGGAAUGGAAACCUGCUGCAGCGACAGAACUCAGCAGAGCCUGGAAAGCCCACCCCCACAAGGUCAUGUGAUGAGGAAGUGAUGCGGCAUGGGGCGGAUGAGUUGGAAAUUAGGAAAGCCAAGUCUAAUUCGCUGCCCACGCAACGGCGUUCCCUUACACCACUACAGAUCCCAAUACCACUACAGGGGCACGAGGAGGCAUGUCCUGAUUUCUCUUCUCAGCGCUCUCAGAGACACAGCAUGGGCUUCUUUCCACCGGGACACCACCCACCCUCACCCACACAUCCUCCACACAGAGGCCUCUCUCCCUGCCCUGCUUUCACCACUGUGAUGAGGAAGCCAGUUUACACUGCCUGGAGCCACUGGGUCACUAAUAACAGCCCACCUGCACCGGGCCACCAGCACACUCACACCAGUCCUCAGCAUCAGGGUCGCCUGAGUUUGGAUCUGACCCACAAGCGUUCGGCUGAUCCGUCUGAGCAGUCAUCACGCUCCCGCAUUCACCACAACACACACUCUUUACCAUCCAGUGCCAGGCAAGGGUUGUCUCAGUAUCGGACUGAACGCAUUAAAAUCCCCUCUACGCCUCGCUACACCCGCUCUACUCAGGGUUCAGACAGAGGUUCUCAGUCUGAGGGUAGCAGUCCGAGCCUCGUGACUCCGCCUCUUUCUCCUCUCAGUUUGGACGCAGCGUCCUUUACCAGCAGCCAAUCACACGGCUCCCUCGCCACUCAGCCCAGGCUAUCUGUUAGCCCUGCACCAACUGGAGACCGGCGGAAAGAGAGACCUCAAAACCGUAACAGAUCAUACGUCAGACUGCCUCGAGCUUCACACCUGAGGUUCUCCUCUCUACGGAACCUGAGGCCCUAUAUUGAGGAGCCACGUAGCGUCACCAUUCCCAAAGGGGCGGAGCCACUGGGUAUCUCCAUUGUGGGUGGAGAGAACGGUGGGAUUUUUGUGUCGAAGGUUACAGGAGGCAGCAUUGCUCAGCGCCACCACCUGGAGUUUGGAGAUCAGCUGCUGGAGGUUAAUGGUAUAAACCUGAGGAACGCUACGGAGCAGCAGGCUCGUCUCAUUAUUGGUCAGCAGUGCGACACCAUCACUAUACUGGCCCAGUACAACCCACACAUGUACCAGCCUGGAAACCACUCUCGCAGCAGCUCCAGGAUGGAGUCUGUGAGCUCCUGCUCUACUCCUGUGGGUAGUGGUGCUGGAACUCCUGACGCUCGCUCCACCAUCGACACACUCAGCGAGCAGGACGAGGGAACCAUGACGCCCCCGUCCAAAAACACCACCCCGGCCACCAGCCCCGGCAGCUCCGUCCGGGGCUGGAGCGAGGGCGGGAGGCACGUGGAGCCGAGGCAGGUGACUGUGAGGAAAGGUCAGGUGGAUCUGGGAGUGAAGGUCUGUGGAGGAAACCUGACUGGGAUCUAUGUGGAGACUCUGGAAGAGAAGAGCCCUGCAGGGGGCGCUGACGGUCUGCAGCCUGGAGACUUCAUACUGGAGUUCUGCUCGGUCAGUAUGAGGGGCAGGACGGUGGAGGAGGCGUACGUGGAGAUGCUGAAGCCGGCGGAGACGGUUACGUUUCGAGUGCAGAGCCGCCCUGAGGACUGGAGACGCAUCAGGAACACACUGGGGGACGGGUUCUACGUCAGAGCGCUGUAUGAUCGCGUGGGCGAGUCGGAGCAGGAGCUGAGCUUUAAGAAGGAUGACAUCCUCUACGUUGACGACACACUGCCUAGCGGAAACUUCGGAUACUGGCUGGCGUGGCAGUUGGACGAGAACGCCCAAAAACUGGCACGAGGACAAGUUCCCAGCAAAUACAUGAUGGAUCAGGAGUUUCCUCGGCGCUGCAGUGUAACUGAAGGUAAAGACGAUGGUAAAACCGUGUCGGCUGCAGCUCGCCGCUCUUUCUUCAGACGGAAACUCAAACACAGACGCAGCGGCUCUCGAGAUGGAAAAGACGCCCCGGCUCCGGACUCCAUCAGUACCGACUCUAUAACCUACACUGAGGAAUGUUUAAAUCUAGCAUAUCAGCGAGUCCAGAAGGUGGAGUCGACCAAUCGUAGGCCGGUGCUGGUUCUAGGGCCACUGGUGGAACCAAUUAAAGACAUGUUGGUCAGAGAGGCUCCUGGGAAAUACUGCCGCUGCCUUCUGGAGGUGAUGAAGGCGUCUCAGCAGGCGAUAGAGCGCGGAGUGAAGGACUGUCUCUUUAUUGAUUAUAAACGCAGGAGUGGACACUUUGACGUCACUACUGUGGCCUCCAUUAAAGAAAUCAUAGAGAAGGAUUGUCACUGUUUGAUUGAAAUCGCUCCUCAUGCCAUCGAGAGACUUCACACUGUUAGCAUUUACCCCAUCGUCAUCUUCAUCCGCUACAAAAACGCAAAGCAGAUCAAGGAGCAGAAGGAUCCGGUGUAUCUGCGGGAUAAAGUGUCUCAGAAACAUUCCAAGGAGCAGUUUGAGGCAGCUCAGAAGAUGGAGCAGGAAUACAGCAAAUAUUUCACAGGUGUGGUGCAGGGUGGGCCUCUGUCCUCUAUCUGCACUCAGGUGAUGGCCAUCGUGGAGCAGGAGCAGAACGAACCCCUGUGGCUUCCUGACGCUUCUGCAUAAAACUACACUUACAGCAAGAACUACAACUCCCACAAUGCUCUACUACAGCUCUCCACUGCAAACCAUACACUACAGCACACUGCUGUAACUGCACUACAAUGCAAAACACUCCUGUACAUCACGGUUACAGUAGCAGCUCAGCUAAAGAUGCUAACAUAGCUAAUAAUGAAUACGGAUCAGUAAACACCAGUUAGCUAUGAGACGAGCUCACGGUAAUUAGUUAGCAUGUGCAAACUAAAUGGUAGACAUUCUGUGUCAUUCACUCUUAGCAACAUAAAGCAUUAUUGAUUCCACACACACUUUCUAUUGGGGGAGGAGUUAAAGGAGCAUGGAGGCUAGUGUGGGGGAAUAGCAGCACACUACUACAUCUACUACACCUGCAGUUCGUACUGUGGUAACGUUGACUUAGGACUGCUCUGAUUUCUCUUUAAUCUGCUCUUUAUUUUUGUUGUUUUGUUUAUAUUUUUAAUGUUAAUAUAGCCAAGAUUAGUGGACACUAGAUACGCUGUACUGGAUUGUUUACAGACGCUAUAUAUUUAUGAACCCGUUACGCUUUUACUUGAAUGUUUAUUUUACCCUUCUACUCCACUCGCUUCCCCUCAGGGCUGUGUCUCAAAUCACAUUCAGUUAACGGUUAAUGUUUGAGACACAGCCCGAGUUGCACCCGAUUCAUUACAGAAUUUUGGUUUGCGUCAGUUUUGUUAAUGCUAACUGUGUGGGCCAUGUCCCAAAUCAAACCUGGUUCAUUUCAAGCGGUUUGGUCGUGUCCCAAAAAAAUGCAUCUACUGCAAGGUAGCUGUUUGGACCGAAUCAUAACCCACACCCAGUUCAUUCCAAAAAAUAAAAAAUAAUAAUAAUUGGCCUGUGUCCCAAAUAGCUUCUAGCGUUACCAGUCCUAGUCAGUGUCUGGCCCACGUCCCAAAUCACAGCCCAUUCUUGAUGAAUAUACAGCUCUGGAAAAAAAUUAAGAGACCACAUAAAAAAUUAGUUUCUUUCAUUUUACCUAAUUGAAAACCUCUGGAAUAUAAUCAAGAGAAAGAUGGAUGAUCACAAGCCACCAAACCAAGCUGAACUGCUUGACUUUUUGCACCAGGAGUGCAGGGAUAAAGUUAUCCAAAAUUAGUGUGUAAGACUGGUGAAGGAGAACAUGCCAAAAUGCAUAAAAAUAUUGUGAUAAAAACCAGGAUUAUUCCACCAAAUAUUGAUUUCUGAAUGCUUAAACUUUAUGAAUAUGUACUUGUUGAGAUCUGAAAGCUCUGCAUCUUUUUUUGUUAUUUCAGCCAUUUCUCAAUUUUUGAUUGUAAAUGCUCUAAAUUACAAUAUUUUUAUUAAAAAUUUGGGAGAAACGUUGUCUGUAGUUUAUAGAAUAAAACAACAAUGUUCAUUUUUCUCAAACAUAUUCCUAUAAAUAGCAAAAUCAGAAAAAAAUAAUUUUGUGACAGAAGUGGUCUCUUAAUUUAUUUAUAUUUUUAGAGCUGUAUGUGCCGUCUCCCAAACUGCAUCAAACCAUUCAUGGUACCAAAACAAAUUACAUCUUGCAUCUUCUUAUUUUAUGGUUUCUGUUUGGGCUGUGUCCCAAAUCACUUGCACCCAUCACACCAAGCUUCAGUGUGAUUAAGGGCUCUAAACUGGGCUGGAGCUGGUUUCACAAUGUAAAUUUCUAAACCAAGGUCUACAUUGUAAAUUUUACAUUCUACAUUUUAACCCCAUUCAGUACUUAAAGUUACAGACCCCUCCCCCUUUUGCUCUUUAAAUGUAGCUAAUCAUGAUGCGUAUCUCAAACAGGUCUCAACCAAUCAGCUACACUUGGUUUAAGGUGGGAAAAUGUACAUUUUUAUGGAUUGCCAAACGUUUCCUUUAUACCUAAACAAACAAAAAAAAAAACUAAGACAAAAAAAACCAACCCAAUUUGUAGCAGUUAAUGACUAUUAUUCUAAUUAAUGUCUUUUACUUGUUGUCUUAAUUGUUUUUUCUUAUUUAAAUGAAUGAUGUACGAGGAGCAUCUUGUUCUUCUUCGCUCUGUCCUGUUUAUUAUUAUUAUUAUUAUAUUUUUUUUAUUUAUACGUUUUAUAAUCGGAGUAUUAGUCAGGUGUAUCAGUAGCAGGACUGGGUUUAGUCGGUAACGAUAAUCACUGUGGCAAAAAUACUCUCCUGUGCUUCCCGCAGGGGUCAGUUCUGCGCGUGUUAAUGUAUGCAAUAACGUAACGAUACGUAGGAUUUUCGGUACUGUACAGUCAGUCAGAGGUACGUGAGUGAAUGUUUAACACACACACAGGUAUGUAAAAUAGAUUAAUGCACUCGAGAUGCACUCAUUUCAGCAGAACCGGAUUUGAGUGGAGUGGAGAUGAUCACCAUGUUUCUGAAGCUGGAGUUGAUGAUGAGUUAAUGAUGAGUUGAUGAUGAUGGGUCUGAGUAGUUUUGACAAUCCAUUAGAGAAAUAACAUCUAGUAACCUCUAGCCUUAUCUGCUCUGAUCUGCUGUGUCGGUAACGUACACUUCUUUACCACUGCAGGAAACCUGGUGAGAUGAGAACUUUUAACGCUCUUGAAACAAUGUGAAUUUGUGACCAAAUAACAUGAAUUUAUAGCCGCUAUUUACAACCUCAAACAAAUAUAUAUAUUAAUAAUUAAUAAUACUUAUGCAUUAUUUUGAGAUACAAAUUAAUUAUAAAAAAGGAGAUCAGAGAUCAGAUUAAAAUCAUACUGAGAUCAUUUAGAGAUCAUACUGGUAUUAUUCAGAGAUCAGACAGAUCAUUCAAAGAUCAAAAAAAGCUCAAAGAUCAUUCAGAGAUCAGGAAAAGAUCAUUUGGAGAUCAGGUUGAGAUCAUUUAGAGAGAAUUCAGAGAUCAUCCAGAGAUCAGACUGAGAUCAUUCAGAGAUCAAACUGAGAUCAUUCAGAGAUCAGAAAAAGAUAAUUUGGAGAUCAGAUUGAGAUCAUUCAGAGAUAAAUCUGAGAUCAGACCAAGACCAUUCAGAGAUCGUUUAGAGAUCAAACACAUCAUUCUGAAAUCAAAGAUCAUUCAGAGAUCAGACUAAGAUCAUUUAGAGAUCAGACUGAGAACAUUCAGUGAUUAGACUGAGAUCAUUCAGAGAUUAUUCAAAUAUUAGAUUGAGGUCAGAAAUAUCAUUCAGAGAUCAGAAAAAAAAUCAGAAAAAGAUCAUACAGAGACCAGACAGAUCAGACUGAGAUCAAACAGAUGAUUCUGAGAUCA
Molecule: messenger RNA, 9213 nt
Organism: Astyanax mexicanus (Mexican tetra)
Lineage: Eukaryota; Metazoa; Chordata; Actinopteri; Characiformes; Acestrorhamphidae
Product: disks large homolog 5
Exons: 34
Coding region: 417-6002 (1861 amino acids)
Molecular function (GO): protein binding
Source: RefSeq, a predicted model, not a curated record